GAGUGGACAGAGGCAUCAGCCAGUAGGCGAAAGGCGUUCAUGGAGGUCCAGCUGGAGCACCUCGAAUCCUCCGUACCUGAGAAGCGAUGGGCAGCGCAAGGACGGCUCCUGUACCUCUUACAAGUAGGCUGCUUCGCGGAGACUACUUCACCCUCCGAGCAGCUAUUCUGGAUCAGAGAGAAUGCAGCGACGCUUCGCUCAGUCGACGGAGUGGCAAGUCUCGUAUUGGGUCUGCGAGAUGCCGCUAAGCGAUACAACGCCGCCAGUGACCUGCCAGAGAAAGUCGGCAGCACUUCCGGAUCCAGCAUGAACGCUGUGGACCCCUACGAUGAUCGGUCAGCGGAGUUCAUGGAUCUUCUGGCGAUGCUAUACUUUGUGAUCGGGGUUUGCAGGACGGACGAUACGUUUGGGGAUGAGCUUAUGGCGAUGUCACCACCAUUACCGCUCGUGCUAUUCCAGAUGAUCGCUGCGCUCAAAGACCGCCUGCCAAAGGGGUACCCGGUCAAGAAGGUAUUGCUUCUACUGUGGAAGACCCUGCUGGCGUGUCUCGGAGGAAUGAAGGAGGUCGCGAAAGCGCGAAAUCUGUCAAGAGAGUUGUCGGGGUUGCCUCCAAGCGAGAAGAACUUUACAAAAGCGUCGCCAAUGGACAUCACGUCCUUCCGCCGAGACACGUCAGUCAAGUACCCGACGUUCGCACCGCCCUCGUCUACUACUCUGCCGGUCUCCAACGAGAAGCUUGCGGACGGUAUUCGCCCCCUUCCCCCUCGAGCGAACUACCACACCACCGACCUGCCCCCGCUCAACAUUCCCCCUUCAUCCCAAUCCAUCCAAGCGGGCGGCGCGCCUCCCACCUCCAACCCUAUGCCAGGCACGCCCGCACCGACACCCCCAGCCUCCCCCGUUCCCCCUGCCAAGAAGCGGCAACAGUACCAAACGGACCAGACCAAGCCCUACAUCUUCCCCUACUCCCGCUCCGCGGCAUCCGCCAAUCCAUCCUACCUCGUCCCGUACGCUAUCGCCGAAGCGGACAACCUAUACAAUCGCCACUCGUACGUAUCAUUAGGGCUGUAUCAGCUCUGGGAAGCACGGGAAGACUGUCUCCGCGAGGAAAGGGGAUUGGGAGUUAGUGGAUUGAUUGGGUUCAGUAAGCUGGCGGUGGGUGAGGAAGAGAUUGAUGAAGCGGAGGAGGAGCAGAUGAGGCGAGAGUGGAUGUUUGAGGAAGAAGAGAUGGAGGCGGAGAGGAGGGGGGAUGAGGAUGGAGUGAGAAGAGCGAGGGAGAGGAAACAGGCGAGUAGGAGGUUGUACAGGGUGGAUAUCAUCUAUAAAAGCACGCUGCCGAUCAUGCAGUCUUGCGUGAUCGUCCUGCUCAAACUGCUGCUCGCUACGGUGACGGGACCGGGCGCUAUUCAGGCGACAGUUGCGAACGCAGCCAUGCCUCCAGGCGUCGCUUCGCCAGCCAACGAGUAUCCGCCGAACGAGAAUACCACCCCGCCCACCAGGGAAGAUAUAGACGUAGCGCGUCAUCGAGAAAUUACGAGUAAGGCCGUAUCGGCCAUUGUCGUGCUCAUGCUCAAAUGGUUCAAGGCGUCGCACGUUCUGAAGUUCCACUACCUCGCGCAAUUGCUGUUCGACUCGAAUUGUCUGUUACUGGUACUGAAGAUGUUUGGGCUAUCGGAUGUCGCUGUGGCUGUACAGACCAAGAACGAAUGGGAAGACUUCAACUUCUUCCGAUACUGCGAGCUCAACUGCUCCAAGAAUCACCCGCAACCCUCCACUCCCACUCCACCCAGCCGCUCCCGCCCACGCGAAAUCGAGGUCCUUUCGGAGUACUCGUGGCGCAACUUCUUCAGCACCAUCAACUUUAUCAAGAUUUUGCAGAAGAUGACGAAACAUCGGACGCAUCGGACGUUCAUGCUGCAUCAGUACAAGAGCUCGUCAAUCCUGAAGAGGAUGCUCAGGGUUCAACAGCCGAUGCUUCAGCUUCAAGUGCUAAAACUCAUCAAGUCGCAAAUGCCCUGGUGUGGACGGAAAUGGCGUACCACCCCGACCAACAUGAAGCUCAUUACUGCUAUCUACCUGAAUUGCCGGCCAGAACUGCGCGAUCCGUGGUUGGCAGGUCAGGAUCUGGACCUUGAGCCAGAGGACGCUAUGCCCCAAGAGACGGCCCUACGUACUCUAGUGCACUUCUACAAUCAGAAACACUAUCCCGCCGCUCCCUCCCAGUCGUACUUCGGCGCGGACGGCGGACACCGGCAUACAGAAUCCACAUCCGCGUUCCAGCUGGACGACCCGUCCAUCCCCGUCCAAGCGCACGCUCGACACCCCUCACUCUCCUCCAGCGAUUCGGACGUCUUCCCUCCUCGGCGUACCGACUCCGCAAGUCUUCCAUACAACCCCGACGGGAUGAUAGAUUUCUGGCUACACGAGUACGAGGACGUCCUCGGCGAGGUCUUUGGCGACGGAGAGGGACUCGGGGAUUGGGACGAUCUGGGGAUCCCACCCAACUCGCCUCGUCGGGCAUCGUACGGCUCCGCCUCGGGCGCAGGCUCCGGCUCGAGCUUUGGCUUUGCCGGCGACUCGUUCAACUCGCCGCCGUCCCCGCGCGGACACGCCCCGGGAUCGGGAGGCGACUUUGGCGGUGAAGUCCCCAUGCCGAAAGCGGCCGAGCGGGAUGAUCGUGCCUGGAACGCCCUUGGGGAGAUCAUGCGCGCGAGGACCGGACGGGAGGAGGAUGAGAUAUCCGACUCGGAGAGUGUAGUCAGUGUGGGCGAGCUGGGGGAGGGGGCGCGGAUGGAUGAUGGGCGGAGUGAGGGGGAGGAUGGGAGUGGGGUAGAGGAUGAAGGGGAGGCGCAGCGGCAGAGGCGGAGAAGUCAGAAUGAGAGUACUUGGGCGGCGAUGGCGGAAGAAACACUCAGUCUUAUGCCUCGUUCUCCAGCCGAACGGCGUCGAUCCUCUUCGUCUGGUUCUCACUCUUCCCCGCUGAGACCGAUCAUCCCCCCUUCGGGCCGGAUCGAGGACAUCAAUGUGUUUGACGAUGAUGACGAGGAGCAGGAAGAUAUGAGGGGGCCCAUGCCGCUCAUGCCUGGGAUCAAUGGCGAGGACGCGAGGGAGAGGGGGAGUAUGCCGGUAGAUGAGGUGGAGCUGGUUUAUGGCGAGUAA
Molecule: messenger RNA, 3159 nt
Organism: Dioszegia hungarica
Lineage: Eukaryota; Fungi; Basidiomycota; Tremellomycetes; Tremellales; Bulleribasidiaceae
Product: putative cell cycle arrest in response to pheromone-related protein
Exons: 14
Biological process (GO): cytoskeleton organization
Cellular component (GO): cytosol
Source: RefSeq, a predicted model, not a curated record